This is a messenger RNA of Trachymyrmex cornetzi, 3801 nucleotides long. RefSeq names its product hemicentin-2. Lineage: Eukaryota; Metazoa; Arthropoda; Insecta; Hymenoptera; Formicidae. The record is from RefSeq and is a predicted model, not a curated record. Gene Ontology annotation, molecular function: protein binding. The transcript is spliced from 14 exons. Bases 1 to 2610 code for a protein of 869 amino acids.
AUGGAGACCAGCGUAUACGCUUUCAGGACUGACAUAGAAGUGUAUAGAACAGAGGCGUUUUUAUCGAGCGGCCAAUUACCCAUAUCACACAUCGUGGCACUGGUCGGAGAUUCCGCCUAUCUUCCCUGCGACAUAUCAACCACUCACGAGGGGGACUCCGUGCAUCUUGUGCUCUGGUAUCGCGAGGAUCUUGGUACAUCAGUUUACAGCAUCGACGCCAGGAACCGGGAAUUUGGGGUCGCUGAAAGAUGGUCGGACAACAGCGUAUUCUCGAAUCGCGCCUAUUUCAUGCUGGACAAGCAACCGGCGCAACUAGGCGUCGAGAACACGAGAGAAGAGGACGCCGGUAUCUACAGGUGUCGUGUCGAUUUUCAAAUUGGCCAGACGAGAAACUCCAAAGUCAAUUUAACGGUUAUUGGUAAACCGGCCCCAAUGGUGUCUUGGUAUCGCAAUGAUAGAUUCGUCACCAAUCGGACCACAACGCCAAACAGCGGUGUGACACGCAGCGAGAUCGUUGUACAGAACUUAAGCCGGGACGACGUUUACUCGGUGCUGACCUGCAACGCCACGAACAACAAUAGGUCGAUUCCGCUGUCGUCAUCAGUUCGCGUGGACAUGCGUUUCAAACCCUUGGAAGUGAAAAUAAUUGAUGGAAACCGACCGCUAUCGGCGGGCAAGAAAUACGACCUGGUAUGCACAACUUCCGGUUCCAAACCACCAGCUAGCGUCACCUGGCGGAGAAACGGUCAACGCUUAUUGGAUUCCAAGGAGACCACCUCCGUCGAUGGGAACACGACCACCAGCGUUUUAUCUUUCAUGACGACGAAAGCAGACGCAGGCAGACGCUUGUCGUGUCAAGCUGAAAAUCAAAUCAUGGGAACCUUGCCGAUAGAGGACGAAUGGGUACUCCAGAUACAAUAUACGCCAGAGACGCAGAUCCAGCUCGGCACGUCGCUGAAUCCUAACACCAUACGCGAGGGCACGGACGUCUACUUCGACUGUCUCAUACAGGCCGAGCCGUCGGUGUACAAGGUGGAAUGGCGACAUCAGGGCAAGGCACUCCAUCACAACAUCACGCAAGGCAUCAUAAUCAGCAACCAGAGUUUAGUGCUGCAGGGAGUUGAUCGUAAAAGCGCUGGCAAUUACACGUGCGUGGGAUACAAUACUGAGGGUGACGGCGAAAGCUCGCCCUUUUAUCUGAACGUGAUGUUCGCCCCUACGUGCAAGCCAAAUCAGACGAAGGUCCACGGUGUAGCGAAACAGGAGAAGGCGAAUAUAUCCUGCCAAGUGGAUGCAAAUCCGCCGGAAGUGCAAUUCAAGUGGACCUUCAAUAACUCCGCCGAGAGUAUCGACGUUGCGGCCGGCCAUAUCGCGCGAGCUGGCACAUCCUCCAUCGUCUCAUACACACCAAUGACGGAAUUAGAUUACGGAACGUUACUCUGCUGGGCCAGCAAUCACAUCGGGCAACAACAAGUGCCCUGUGUAUAUCACAUUAUACCGGCGGGCCGCCCAGACAUGGUUCACAAUUGCACGACCUCGAACACGUCGACCAACUCGUUUUCCGUGCGGUGCACGGAGGGCUUCAACGGCGGCCUGCCGCAAUCCUUUCUGCUGGAGGUGCGCGAGAGCAACAGCCAGGAGUUGCGUGCCAAUCUGACGUCGCCGGUGCCGCGCUUCAGCGUCACUCACUUGGAGUCCGGCGCCCUUUAUCAGGCCUGCAUUUACGCCUACAACGACAAGGGUCGUAGCGAGGCAAUGGUAGUGCAGGCCGGCACUUUAAGGCUACCGGAAAAACAAUUGACGUCCGAGUCAGAACGACCGAGGCAACACGACAACCUGACGCCGAUGCUGAGCGUGACGAUCGGCGUUGUGAUGGCCCUCAUUAUCGUCGCGGUUAUAGUGAUGGUCGUCUUACGAAUUCAGCACACGCACGUAGAGGAGCAGAACAAGUCACAGAUGGAGGAUCAUGCGAAGCAGACGAAGGCCGUUCCCAUACAGAGGGAACUACGAUUCCGAGAGGGAUGCAGUUUGCUCGCGGACGAGAAGCAUCCCAGCAGCCCGUUCAGAAAGCUGGAAACCAGCGGCGAUCUCAGUGAAAGCGACGAGAAGAAUCCUGACAUUAUUCCACAGCAAAUUACUGGUGAUGAGCCGUCGGAAUAUUUAAGGAAGAGACGUCUGGUAUCAACGAUCGAGACGUCACCAUCAAGAAGCCUUCUGGAGCACUCAACGGUGACUUCCAUCAGCGGACACAGCAGUUACGUCGGAUAUUGCACGAUCCGCAAUGGCAUGCCACUGCACGAGUUCUCCAACUUGUCAACGAAGCACAAAAGCUUUCAGCCGAUGGUGGGCGACGUCUAUGAGAGCGGUAUGUGUACCCUACCCAGGCAACAUUGGCCGAGCCAAAGCGUUCAAUCGAUGUCGAUGACAAUGAGUCCUCCGAUAUUGUACGCCGGUCUAGGCGUCGUCACCAGGACCUGUCCGAGCGGCACACUGCCGACGAAGGACUGUGAGACACGAGUGCCCGGCCAGUGUUGUCCAGCGAUCCAGACGCAGAAGGACGCGACGAUAGGCACGCCAGUAGUGAUGGCCAAGAGGGAGAGCUCUGUGUGACCCUACACCCACCACGGGGCCUGCACCUGCAGCGUGAGCGAGUUGCUGUGAAUCACGCCGUUGUCAAUCGCGAGAUAGCCGCGGAUCCUGGAUGACACGAGCGCCCAGGAAACGUUCGGGAGAUGUCUACAGGGGGAAGUUUUCUUUUACCAAACUGGAAUAUCCCUCCGACGUCGCUUGUGUCGUCCGGAACGCUUUGGGCGUGCGAGCCGGUUUGAGUUCGACAGAUUCAUGUUUCCACUCUAUGACAAACGUCACGAUUUGCGUCUCUCUGUUGAAUCAAGUGCCCUUUUUACACUGAAAAACGACGAACAUCCCGACCGGCUGAUCUGCCGGCUUCUCUCAUCUCGUGUGCGUAGCCUCGUGAUCGAGCCCCGGUGGAACCAAGACGGGCACCUUAUAUGGUGGAGAGAAAGAGAGAGAGAGAGAGAGAGAGAGAGAGAGAGAGAGAGAGAGAGAGAGAGAGAGAGAGAGAGAGAGAGCAUACGAAAAUGUGCGUGUGCGCGAGCUCACCAGCUUGCCGCACAUACUCCUGUAUAUACCUCGAGACACGGAAGAUAUUUUGUACGAGUCGCGUAUAUUAACGAUUUAUUCCCACUUUUACUAUGAACACAACACUGUACAAUUUGUCUAGUCGAUGUAAGUAUAAAUAUGUAUAUGCGUUAAAGUCGUCGGGGAGGCGUCAGACCAGAAUAACGUACACUGAGGGGGAUGAUCAUCACCGUCGCGUCACGCGGGUCACGCCGCACGCGCGAUAUAAUUAUUUAUAACGUUGACAAUGCGUAAAUGCGAAAUAGCGGGACUCUCGCAGGUACGGGAGAGAGAACUGAGUGAGGGGGGGGGGAAGGGGAGAGGCAAAGUUGUCAGAGACAUAUCGUUUGUAUCUCCAUCCGCGGGGAUCGAGUACGAGACGAGGCGUACGAAGAGCAGCGAAGUAAUGAGACGAAAGACGAAGAAAGAGGAAAGAAUGAUGAAGACGAAGAAAAAAAUAAAAUAAAUAUCCCCGUUGCGCUUUCGUCUCAGUCUGCAGGAUUCUGGAUUUCACCGUAAUAUUAAGUAUCUCUUGUACAAUGUAUAAAGUAACGACUUCCUCUUCGAAGUAAAUGUACCGAGUAUGAUGAACGUUGUUUUUUCAAAGUCUUGAAUCUUACUCUAUAUAGAGAGAUGCCCCCAAUUAAAAAAAAAAAAAAA